Apis dorsata (giant honeybee) is the source of this 2605-nucleotide messenger RNA. RefSeq lists its product as uncharacterized. Gene Ontology annotation, molecular function: odorant binding; olfactory receptor activity. The transcript has 13 exons. The record is from RefSeq and is a predicted model, not a curated record. The coding region runs from base 48 to 2579 and encodes 843 amino acids. Gene Ontology annotation, cellular component: plasma membrane. Gene Ontology annotation, biological process: sensory perception of smell; detection of chemical stimulus involved in sensory perception of smell. Lineage: Eukaryota; Metazoa; Arthropoda; Insecta; Hymenoptera; Apidae.
AAAGGAAAAAAAGGAAGGAAAGGAUUAUUAUUAUUAUUGUUAUUAUUAUGCACGCGACACCGUACUCGGAUGUUUCCAUCGAUUUGUCGCAGUUUCUAUUGAAACUCACGGGUGUAUGGAUGACGGUGAACGACGGUGAGAAACGUCGGAGGAGGAUCGCUAUGGCGUACACCUUCGUCAUCCAGGUUUACGGCUUGUAUCUGAAUAUCGGUGACAUUUAUCACAGUUGGGACGAUUUAAGCCAUUGUAUCUUCUUGACUUGUAAUACAUUGUGCAUCGUGUUGGCGAUGUUCAAGUGUUUGAUAUUGUUCAUCCGUAGAACGGAAUUCAAGAAUUUAAUUUUGUUCGCUCGACAGAAUUUUUGGCACUUCAGUUACCACGAUCAUAACGAGAGGAUACUUUUCACGAAGUGCCGGAAAUUUUGCACGUUGUGGACCUUAACCGCGUUCUCGUUCACUCAAGCCUCUUUGACUUUCUAUAUAAUCACGCCAAUAUGCGCGAAUAUCGGGAAAAACAAAUCAGACAGGAUACUUCCGUUCAAAAUGUGGAUCGAUUUCCCAUUAAGUGAGACGCCAUAUUACGAAAUAAUGUUCGUCAUCCAGUUACUUACAGUGCAACAAAUAGGUAUCGCUUACACGUGCAACGACAACUUCUUAUGCGUGUUGAACAUGCACGUGGUCUGCCAAUUUCGUAUACUGCAGCACAGAUUAUCGAAACUGUGGUCAAUAAUUGACGAGCGAACGGAUAAAAUCAAUUACGCGAGCAAGUGUUACGAAGCGUUGAAAGAGUGCAUACGACAGCAUCAAUCGUUGAUCGAAUUCUGCGACAAGCUCGAAUACGUCUAUACAUUACCUAUCUUCGGCCAUGUUGUGGUGUUUAGCUUGCUAAUGUGCUUCGACACGUACGAGAUAUUUCUGGCAAACGUACCUAUUUCGAUGCGUCUCAUUUUCUUUUUCCACAUGGUCGGUAGUUUCAUCCAUAUAAUUUUCUAUUUGCGGCGGAUUGAUAGAGGAGAGUUCGAAUAUCGGAUUGGCAACGUAUUCGGGAUGGUGGACACUGCUGCCAAUGGACGAAACCGGAAGAAUGCUGCGGGAGGAUGUGAAGGUGAUGAUAAUGAAGUCCAUGCGGCCGUGCUAUCUGUCCGCUGGUGGUUUCUUUCCUGUGUCCUUGGAGACAUCCACCGCGGUUCUUUAUAUCCAGUGGCAUUAAAUAAAAUAGUAAUCGAAAAACUUUUGUCAACGUCAAACGUCUCGCAUUACGAAGUAACACUUUCUCGAGGAAGAAAAGGGAAGAGGGAAAUGGGGGAAAUUUCGAAAGGGACGAAAAUUGUCGCGAAAGUCGUGACGCAUUCGAAAGACUCGCCGCGUGGCAAAGAUUUCGCUUUGUCGAUGACGGCAUUUUUAAUGAAAAUCGUUGGUCUCUGGUUGGCCAAAAACAAGCAGGAACAACGUAAACGCCAUUUAACGUUGAUGUACACGGUGAUCGCGAUUUUGUUCGGCGUUUGGGUCCAGUUCAGGGACUUUUAUUAUUCGUGGCCCAACUUCGGUAACUGUGCUUAUACAGCUUGCAACAUUCUGUGCCUGAUCAUGGUAUUAUUAAAGUUGUUCGUCCUGUUUGUGCAUAGAAAAGAGUUCAUCGAUCUUCUCGUGUACACGCACGAAAAUUUUUGGCACACCAAUUAUACGCAUAACGAGCUGUUAUUGCUACAAAACUGCAAGAGAAUUUGUAUGUUGUGCAUCACUUUGAUCAACGUCUGCGCUCAAGGCACGAUCGUCAGCUACGUGUUAACACCUAUUGUGGAAAAUAUCGGAAGAAACCAUUCAGAUAGAGUUCUUCCAUUUAAUAUGUGGGUUGACCUACCUACGCUAUUUGUAUCACCGUACUAUGAAAUAUUAUUCGUGCUUCAGGUACUUUCUUUGUAUCACGUCGGUGUAUGUUACAUUUGCUUCGACAAUCUGUUGUGCCUGAUGAAUCUGCACGCAGCCACCCAAUUUCGUAUUUUACAACACAGAUUAUCGAAUCUGAGUAGCGGAUGGGAUACGAGGCGGUUGAACAAGAUGGAUAGAGAAACGAGAUGGUCAAGUUGCAUGGAAAAUUGUUACGAGACGUUCAAAUUAUGCGUCAAGCAGCAUCAGGAUCGAAUCACUUAUUGCCAAAGGCUGAACAAUAUAUUUACGAUCAUAGUGCUUGGCCAUAUACUUGUCUUUAGCUUGUUGAUGUGUCUGGUCGGUUUUCAGGUACUUAUGGCAAAUUCACCACCAACGAGGCGUCUCAUUUUCGUGUUUCACAUAACGGGCAGCCUGUGCCAAUUGUUGCUGUUCACAUACAGCUGCGAUUCUUUGAUACAAGAAAGCACGAAUAUCGGGAGUGCUGUGUACUCUGGCCCUUGGAUAUGCCUGCCAAUGAACAGGAUCGGCAGAACGCUGAGAAGAGAUCUGACAAUGGUCAUAAUAAGAUCGAGGAAGCCUUGCUGUUUGACCGCUAGCAGAUUCUUCCCCGUCUCCCUGGAAACUUGUACCACGGUGCUCAGUACAGCGAUGUCGUAUUUCACUUUAAUGAGGCAAUCUUUUGCCAAUUGAAUCGUAGAAUAUGCAUAAAUGUGAUA